AUUAUCUAUAAUGGCGCCCUUCGCUUUCUUGUUCAUUUUCUUUCAAUGUCUUUUCCCUGCGACAAGUAGCACAUCCCCGCAGCCACCGCUUGCACCAGCACUGUAUGUGUUUGGAGACUCCUUGCUUGACAGUGGCAAUAACAAUAUUUUGCCAACCAUUGCUAAAGUAAAUUAUCUCCCAUACGGAGCCAACUUCCCCCGGGGACAUACAGGGAGAUUCACUAAUGGCAAAACACUCGCGGAUUUUGUGGCUGAAUUCCUUGGCCUACCAUAUUCUCCGCCAUGUCUGAGUGUGAAUAACUCUGUACCACUUACGGGGUUGAAUUAUGCAUCUGGUGGAUGCGGCAUCCUCCCAGAAACUGGACGUCAAUUAGGGAAGUGCCUGAGUUUGGAAGAACAGUUUGGUUUAUUCGAAAAGACAGUGAAGUCAAAGCUGCCAAGCCAUUUCAACUCCAACCCAGAGAAGCUUUCAGAUUAUCUAUCAAAGUCAAUAGUCGUAAUCUCCAUUGGCAGUAACGACUACUUAAGUAAUUAUUUUGACACCGAGUUGUCCGAUACAAGCAAACGUUUUGGCCCCGAACCAUUCGCUCAACUCCUCGUAGAUUCACUCUCCCGGCAGCUUGAGAGGCUAUACAACAUUGGAGUCAGAAAGGCAAUCACGUUCGAUAUCGGUCCACUCGGCUGCAUCCCUUGGAUCACAAGGAAUCAUAAACAAAAUGGAACAUGUGUUGAAGAAAAGAACCAGCUUGUUCAAUAUUUCAACAACAGGCUUCCUGCGAUGCUUAAGAAUUUGACCACAACCCUCAAGGGCUCGAACUUUGUUCUUGGCCACUCUUAUUGGUUAGUCUAUGAUGCAGCAAUAAACCCUUCUGAAUAUGGCAUAACAGAUGCGAGGAAUCCAUGUUGCUCAGCAUGGUUGAAUGGGACAACAUUGUGCAUUCCAAAGUCGAAGCCAUGCCCAAAUGUAGAUGAACACUGUUUUUGGGAUGGUUAUCAUCUUACAGAAGCUAUGUAUUCAUUAGUAGCUUCCCGUUGCAUCAACGAUGAAUCAGUCUGCAUUCCUAUCAAUUUAAAGGACCUUGUUAAUUUCUAA
Pistacia vera is the source of this 1093-nucleotide messenger RNA. RefSeq names its product GDSL esterase/lipase 7-like. The coding region runs from base 11 to 1093 and encodes 360 amino acids. Gene Ontology annotation, molecular function: hydrolase activity, acting on ester bonds. Lineage: Eukaryota; Viridiplantae; Streptophyta; Magnoliopsida; Sapindales; Anacardiaceae. The transcript is spliced from 5 exons. The record is from RefSeq and is a predicted model, not a curated record.